CGGUUUCUUUAACAACGCACUAGUGAUAAAAAUAGACUCGCGUUAAUCUCGCUCCUUGCCUUAAUCCGGCAAAAGUAUUUAUUUUACUCUAGCGCACACGCGCGUUAAAAAAAUCCCGUGCUCUUUCUCCCAAUUAUUGAUCGCAACUGGCCACUUCUUCUUGCAGUGCCACUCGCUCUCAUUCGCUCAAUAUUCGGGAGCGGCUUAAACCUGGCUGAUCGUGGUGGUCUAGUUCGGCUGUCACAACUGCUUUGGCAACACUCCCCCCAGUACACAAGCCGUUGCGUACGGUUUGUUUACUAAAAGAACAAAGACCAAAGCAGUUUCUUUGCCGUAACUUUCUUCUGUUGUUCUCAAACGGUAGAGAAUAUCUAUCGCGAUUUGAAAAUAUCCACGAUGACGUGAUGGUUUUCGGUCCCCUUAAACAACCGCUACUGGCAACUCGCUUUUUAAAAAAGUAAUUGGUGUCGUCCAGAAUCAGCAUUGUAUGUGACCUAUUCAAACUGGUUUACUUUACGAUCUCGAUGUCACGAAUGUCAAUUUGCGUAUCGCUCAACGAGUCGAAAUAAUCCCGCUCAUCUUAGCAAUAUUCGCCGUAUGCUUUAGAUUUCCUAACGCCAAUUGUACCUGUUUCAUUUCGUUCACUUUCACUCUCUCUGUAAUUUAUCUCAAUAAUUACGCCUAUAUCAGAUGCACUCUCUUUUACUUCGUUUUCAGAACACUCUAUUUCGUUUAAAUCACCGUAUGCAGAUGAAGAGAACGUUUUCUCUCUCGACACGAUCAACUUUAUUGGCUCCUCAGAGAGCACCUUGCACACUACCUCGACCGAUAGCUCGGGUUUUUUGCACCGAAUGAACCUUGGCUCUCCCGGUUGCCGCCUAACGUGCCUUGCCUCUUCAGGUUCAAUCCACGCCGAAAUAGCGUGAUCCGUGGUGACAGGCAAAUCUACCAGCGACUCCAUUUUGUCCAAUUCAGCCAGCAGGACCUCAUAUUUACGUCUUGUUGCCUGUUUUCGUCUUUCUAGCUCGGCCAAUUCCAUUGUUUCUUCUAUAGCUAACAGAUUUAGCAACAUAUUUUGACGAGCUAUACUCAUCGGGAGCGGAAGGAAGGAAGGGAAUCGGGAGGGAAGCGAGUUGCCAGUAGCGGUUGUUUAAGGGGACCGAAAACCAUCACGUCAUCGUGGAUAUUUUCAAAUCGCGAUAGAUAUUCUCUACCGUUUGAGAACAACAGAAGAAAGUUACGGCAAAGAAACUGCUUUGGUCUUUGUUCUUUUAGUAAACAAACCGUACGCAACGGCUUGUGUACUGGGGGGAGUGUUGCCAAAGCAGUUGUGACAGCCGAACUAGACCACCACGAUCAGCCAGGUUUAAGCCGCUCCCGAAUAUUGAGCGAAUGAGAGCGAGUGGCAUUGCAAGAAGAAGUGGCCAGUUGCGAUCAAAAAUUGGGAGAAAGAGCACGGGAAUUUUUUAACGCGCGUGUGCGCUAGAGUAAAAUAAAUACUUUUGCCGGAUUAAGGCAAGGAGCGAGAUUAACGCGAGUCUUUUUUUAUCACUAGUGUGUUGUUAAAGAAACCGUCAAUAUUCGCAAAUUUCUACACCGAGUAUCAAUUAACAUAGAAUUUAAUGUCAUUUGGUGUCUGUGCCCUGAAACCUGAGACGCAAGCACUUUAGGCUGCGAUGCAAGCUAUCGGAAGCGCAACAAACGACAAAAGUGGAUAUCAAGUGAUGUGAGUUAGGGCCGGGACUUCGGUCGAAAUCACGCGCGUUUGUGUGUGUGUGUGUGGGGGGGGUGUGUGCGAGGUUUGGGUAUUCUGAUGAUUGUGUGUGCGACAGUGUGCGGUAGUGUGCUUCUCGCACAAGUGUGUGGUGUCAGCUUGAUGUGCGUAUGAUGCUUUUCCGUGGAAAAACGUAGUGCCGUUACACCACCACCACACCCGGCUCCGGUCGCGAUCAGCGUGAGGAUUGAGCAAUAAGUGUAGAUAUAUAUCGUAGCCAACUGGCUAAGCGUGUAUGGAAACGGUGUCGGCGGCGUGAAAAAAGCCAUCCUUCGCUACCGCGUGAGGAAGAAAACGGUGGAAAAUCUUGCGGAUUUUUUGUAGUGUGUUUGUGUGUGUGCGUGUGUGUCGGGUGUUCUGUGCUAGUGUUGGUUUUUUGUUCUCCAGUUUCUCGGCCACGGUGCUUGGUGCUGGCACCAAACCCAGUCGCCCGUAUUUCCUGUGAAAGGCAAUUUAAUUAAUACAAGUGCUGAUUGGCCAAACGUGUCGCGGUGGUUGUUUUUCUCUGUGGCCACGGUGGUAUAGCGGCGCUUCAGCGAAGGUGCACUGGAUCAUAGCGGAUUGGAUGUCUGGGGCGAAACAAGGUGGAAAAAAGGAAAAUCGUCACGGUCACGCUUACGCGCCCCAGUUUGGUGGACCCUUCGGGGGUGGAAAGCAACGGCUGAAGGUGGACACGACAGUGCUGGGGCUGGCACGGGAUGGCACAACGGACUGUUGGAAAGCAAUAAUUUAUCGAUUCGAAAUCGCCACCCUAAAGUCUAAAGCCUAUGAAACCAUUAGCUGGCGACUGGUGACAGCGUGAUAAGAUGUUGUGCAGCGAACAGUUGUGAGCCACCGCAAAAUGGAGCUUGCUAAGAAAGCACUCGGCUGCUCUAACAGGAUCGUUCACGCUACAGUAAGUUUUACACCGACAAGUGGAAAUCGACAGCAAAAGUGUAAUAAACUCAUUGACCAACUUACCGUUAUCUCGCGCGAGUGAAAGCAUCGUCUUUGUGCCAUGAAAAGAAGGGAUAACUCGUAGCCAGGCGUCUCUGACGUUAUUCGCCUUACGAACGUUAUACUUUCUGCGAGCGCUCCUUAGGGAAAAGGAAAAAGGGAGCACUGUGUUAAGAAUCCCGGAGCGUAAAACCUAAUCUUCUUUCAAGCAUUGACUUUGUGGUCGGCUACCCGUGGCAGAUCAUUGCUGUUCCAUUUAUGAAUGGAGGUGGAGUUUUUUUUAAGGCAAACCGAGAAAGCAACUAUUUCAGUGUCAGGUGAACGAGAUUGUGCUUGUUUUGUGACCGGAAAAGUGAGUUACAUUAAGAGUGAUUAUUAAUGUUUAAAAUAAAAGUUAGUACAGGUUGGUGGCACUACUUGCCACAAGAAUGCUUCAAGAGUGAAUUGUGCUAAUGUGCAGUUUGAAUGGUACGGGAAGAAUGCAUCCUGUCGGUGGCAUUCUUUGUGUUAGUGCUGAAGUGUACUGGUUCGUGGAGCGUUGUGCCGAAUGAUGAUGUUGUAAAUGAGCAGUAAAGUGAUGCAAACAUAGCAAAGUGGUGAUGAUGAAAAUGCGACGAAAAAUGAAACGCAACAUAGUUAACCAAGCGUUUUGUUUGGUCGUGAUCAACAUUAUUAUUGUGCAAUAUACUUCCGGGUUGCAGCAGGCAGCAGUGGAUAAGGAAAAACAUGUAAAAUCCUCCGAAAUACAGGCUGUAGAAGGUCGCAAGAUCUCUCUGCCCUGUCCUUUAUCAGCACCGUCCAGGGAUAAGGUGUACAUGGUUCUGUGGUUUAAGGACGACGCUGGAAUUCCUUUGUACAGCUUUGACGUGCGGGGGAAACCUUUACAGCAGGCAAGGCAUUGGUCAGCGCCGGAAAUUUUCGGACCAAGGGCCCACUUCAACACCGACACCGAUCCGGCCACACUGGAUAUACAGGACGUUCGACGCCAUGACGAGGGUGUCUACCGCUGUCGGGUUGACUUUCGUACCAGUCAAACACAGAGCUUUCGAUAUAAUCUCAGCAUCAUCAUUCUUCCCGAGCAUCCCGUGGUCCUCAGUCAAUGGGGACAACAGUUAAACAGCUCAAAGCUUGGACCGAAAGAGGAAGGUGACGACAUUGUCUUAACAUGUCGUGUUGUAGGAGGUCGCCCACAACCGUCGGUCAAAUGGCUCAUCAACGGCAUACUGGUGGACGAGCAGUACGAGCACAAUUCUGGCGAUGUCAUCGAAAAUCGGUUGCUAUGGCCCGCGAUCCAACGCUCGGACCUGAAUUCCAUCUUCACCUGCCAGGCAACGAACACGCUGCUGGUGGAGCCGAAGGAAAGCAGCUUUGUUCUAGAUUUACAUCUGAAACCAUUGAGUGUGAAGAUAAUGAACCCGCAGACGCCAUUAGUAGCCGAUCGACGAUAUGAAAUCUCCUGCGAAAGCGUUGGUUCGAGGCCAAAUGCGAUUAUAACCUGGUACAAAGGAAAGCGACAAUUACGUCGUGCAAAGGAGGAAAUACUGAACAACACCACCCGCUCGGAGCUCAGCUUCGUACCGACGACCGAGGACGAUGGGAAGCAGAUAACGUGCCGGGCCGAAAACCCAAACGUUACCGGCCUGUUUCUGGAAACGUCCUGGAAGAUUGAAGUUGUCUAUCCACCGAUUGUGUCGCUGCGGCUCGGUUCAACGCUAUCGGCGGAUGACAUCAAGGAAGGGGACGAUGUUUACUUCGAGUGUCACGUCCAAGCGAAUCCUCCGUGGAGAAAAUUACACUGGCUACACGACGGUGUUAUGAUUACUCACAAUGCCACCGCUCGGGUGAUACGGUCCAAUCAGAGCCUGGUGCUGCAGAAGGUUACCCGCAACUCAUCCGGAAAUUACUCGUGCAGUGCAAUCAAUGCCGAAGGUGAAACGGUUAGCAAUCAGCUUGCGCUGCGAGUCAAGUAUGCACCGGUAUGUGCGACUGAUCGGAUCAUCAUUGUCGGUGCAUUCCGUAGCGAAUCGCUGCAAAUACCGUGCGAGGUACAUGCCGAUCCACCCCCACGGCAGUUCAACUGGAAGUUCAACAAUUCGGGCGAAACGCUCAAGAUAGGCAAGGAGCGCUACGUUAAGAAUGGUUCCAUCAGUCUGCUUAACUACAUACCGGUCAGCGAUCAGGACUACGGGACGCUCACGUGCUGGGGUCAGAAUGAGGUCGGCACCCAGGAUUGGCCCUGUUUCUUUCAAGUCGUACUCGCAGGGCUGCCAUCGGCGGUGAAAAACUGCUCGAUAAACAAUCAAACGCAGCACUCGGUCGAGGUGCAGUGUCUGCCCGGAUACGAUGGAGGAUUACCGCAAAUUUUCAUUCUCGAAGUGAUUUCCAGCCGGACGGGCCGUGUGCGGUACAACGUUACCAACCCGGACGAACCGUACUUUCUGGUGGAGUCGCUGGAGAACCUGAUUCAUUACGGCGGUGCGUAUGACGACAUCGGCGACGACAACCCACUGAAAGCCAUCAUUUACGCCGUCAAUCAGAAGGGCCGCAGCCAAGGCAUAGUGGUGAAGGACUUCUAUCUCGAGAGUGCUGUCGAAAACCGUGCAGGAGUGCUAACGAGCAACUCGCUUGAUAGUAUCUCGCCGAUCCUUUUCGGCGUGUUGCUGACGCUGCUGGUGCUAUGUUUCGUUAUCUUCGUGCGAGUGUACUACAUCAAAGCGACUGCCACCAGCACCACCAUCACGAACGUUAGUAAUGACUUAGUUAGUAAUUCAAAGCAAGGUAACAACAAACAGGAUACGCUAGCCAAGAAAUCCGCCAAACAAAGCCCCCGCUGGCAGCAGGGCAACAGUGGCGGUGGCGUCGGCGGCGUCGGUGGCUACGGCGGAACCGGAACCGGAUGCGGACUGAUCGUCGAUGGACGAUCGCGGGACGAAAAGCUGGGCGCACCGGACGGGAUGGAGGACGAGCGGGACCCCGACGUAAUACCCGCCCAGUUCGCAGUGUCGAACGAUUCAGAAAGUGUUAGCUUCAACUCCUCCAAGUGGCCAAACGGGAUCUUUUACGACAGAUAUCCAAACCAUGACAUACGACCAUCGGAGCUUCUGUUACCGUCCGCGGCAGGGACAUUAGGACCGACAGCGACGGCGACGGUGACGACGAAUCAAUUACACCCGAAUGUUAAUCAACCGGGUGAUAGUAUUAAAUUAGGUCCAUACUACACGCCCAGCGGACUAUUGACGGGUGGUGGCGGUGGUCCCACCGCACCGGGUACGACCGGCACUACGCUGGCGGGUGCCUACCUCAGCCCGGCCGGGUCACAUCCCCUCGACAGUGGCGGCUUGGACGGGGUCGGUGUUGGCGGCCCGCUAAUGUACAGCAGUGCGGGCAGUGGCCAAACGCUCGUCGGUAACCAUCAUCAAUCAAGCCUGCUGCCGAACGGGACCGCCGGCAGCACCGGCACCGGAGUUAAUCCUAACGAUUAUGACAUCAAUGUACAUACCAUCAAAAAUAUGCUAAUGACGACGCGCGUCCCCGAGAGUUGCGUUUAGUUUUGCUGCGACCACAGACCACAGCCAUCCGGCAUGCCAUCGCGGGCAGUGGAAGUUUUCUCAAGAAUGAUGCUUGCGUAAAGGCACGGCGCACACGGCGAUUCUGGCUGAUGGAAGUGUUUUUGUGAAGGCGGAGAGCGACUGCUUCCAGGAGGGUGUUGUUUUUUGUGUGUUUUUAGAAGAUGCUUGCGCCUUUGAGUUGUAUCUCUUUACCAUGCAACAGGUUGCAUUGAUGAAAUCUAGAAUCGUUAUUAAAAAGAUGCACCUAAAAACAUGUCUAGCUAAAUUGAUCAAUGAACGACAGAGUUAGAGACAGAGUUGGUAGUCUUCCUUUCCGACAAAAACAAUGCUAAAUUAUUAUUUUUUUCGGUAUGUUAAGUUGUUUACUUUGUGAAUGUGAACAAUAAAAGAAUAAUGUGAAAAUCCUUAAACACAAACAUUGAUUGGUUCCCUUUAAAUUACAGAACAAAUUCUUCAAUAUAACUUA
This is a messenger RNA of Anopheles coluzzii, 6745 nucleotides long. Its product is annotated as neural cell adhesion molecule 1-like. The transcript has 19 exons. Bases 3310 to 6258 code for a protein of 982 amino acids. Lineage: Eukaryota; Metazoa; Arthropoda; Insecta; Diptera; Culicidae. The record is from RefSeq and is a predicted model, not a curated record.